Molecule: messenger RNA, 3145 nt
Organism: Bufo bufo (common toad)
Lineage: Eukaryota; Metazoa; Chordata; Amphibia; Anura; Bufonidae
Product: zinc finger protein 260-like
Exons: 2
Coding region: 389-2623 (744 amino acids)
Source: RefSeq, a predicted model, not a curated record
AGAGAGUGCAGGGAGAGAGACGCUUACUAGAGAGUGCAGAGAGAGAGACACUUACUAGAGAGUGCAAGGAGAGAGACGCUUACUAGAGAGUGCAGGGAGACGGCAAAUAACUCGAAAGUAAAAGGAAAGACAGAAAGUGCAGGAAGAGACAGGCAGCAGGUGGCCAGAUAGUGAAGGGAGAGAAAAAGUGCAUGGAGAGACAGGCACAUACCAGAGAGUACAAGGAGUAACAGGCAUUUACCAGUGAGAGUAGGGUGACCAGAGAAUACAGAGAGAGGCAGAAGUGGCUGGAGAUUGCUGUGAGAGACAGUCCACCAGUUACCAGGGACUGCAUGCUCAAAUAAGUGGAAAAAGUGAUCUCCCAGAUGACAAAUAUACUGAUUCUAACAUGAUGGACAAAGAAAUCUCGGUUCUGAGCGGAUUUGGACAUGAGAUGUCAUCGGCCAAUCCGUAUCACAUGGAGGUGAAAGUGGAAUUUGAUGUGAACUGUAAAGAAGAGGUUCCCUGGGAUGAGAAGGAUCUGCAGAGCGUUGCUUCUGGAGAAGUAAAUUCACCCUUUUACUGCCUCGUGUGUGGAAAAGUGUUUGGACAACGGCACAAUCUAAUCAAACACCAGCGCAUCCACACAGGGGAGCGGCCGUACAGUUGUGACCAGUGUGGGAAGAGCUUCAUCCAAAAACAGCACCUUACAAAGCACCAGAGGCUCCACACUGGAGAGCGGCCAUACAUUUGCCAGUUGUGUGGCCGUAGCUUUAGUCUGAAGCAUAACCUGACAACCCAUGAGAGGAUCCACACUGGAGAGAAACCCUAUCCUUGUACCGAUUGCGGCAAGAGCUUCAGCCGACGAGAAAAUCUUCGUGCUCAUCAGAGAUGCCACCUGAACAAAACAGCUGGCCGCAACACCAUGGCACAGCUGAAAGAGCCAAUGAAUCCCUGCAGUCUUGUGCGCCCACUUCCGGCUGUAGUCAAACAGCCCACUGAAGAGAGAGUCACUGAGAACAAUCCCCCUCCUAAGGUGGUCCCCAGCGGCGAACGACCAGUGAAUCCUAGACCAUUCAUAUGUCCUCAGUGUGGAAAGCGAUUCUUCAACAAGCAAACAUUCAUCAAUCACUACAGGAUUCAUACUGGUCAGAGACCGCACACCUGCCCUGAGUGUGGACGCAGCUUCAUCCAGAAACAGCACCUCACUAAGCACAUCCGCACACAUACAGGGGAGAAGCCCUAUACCUGUGGCGAGUGUGGCAGAAGCUUCAGCAUGAAGCAUAACCUGUGUACACAUAUGAAGACUCACACUGGAGAGAAGCCUUACAGCUGCUCAGCCUGUGGAAAGAGAUUCACCCGGAGAAGCACCUAUCAAGCACAUCAAAGAAUUCACUGCAAAUCCAAAUCGGAAGAAGGUCCUUCAGGAGACCCUCCAGUAGCAUCCCAUCGUGUAGAGGAAAUGACAUUUACACCUAAGGGCAUCUACAUUGUGGAGGUGCCAGAGCAGAAUUUGAUGGAGCAAAUGACGCUACAUACAGAAGAGAAGCCCAUAACCUGUGGCCAAUGUGGGAAGGAUUUCAGUGAUAUCGGGGAGAUACCCAUUUGCUGUUCUGCCUGUGGAACAAACUUUCACCAAAAUAGAAUCCUAACCAUGGACUUGAGCUCUCCCUCAGCAGGUCUACAUGAUGUUCCUGUCAUCUCAGAGCAGAAGUCACUACUAAUCACAGAAAAAGGGCAGAACCUUGACGAUCAGGAUCCUGAAGUCCAGACCUUAGGAAGUCCAGUGAGCCCGCAGAACCAUGAAGAGUCUUAUGUGGAGACUGCACAAUUCUCCUGUCAAUGGUGUGGACAGAUAUUUGGCCAGAGAGAAGAUCUGGAACAACAUGAGCCGCUUCACAGUGGGGAGAAAAUCCAUGCCUGUGAUCAGUGUGGGAAAACAUUUUUUCAGAAGAAUCUGUUGAUCAGGCAUGAGAAGACGCACACCGGGAAUAGAUGGUCCUCACGUAAUCCUCCCAGCAAGAACCUCACACAUGUUCAACCGACCCAGAACAGGAUGACCACUGUAAAAAAGCCUUUCUCAUGCAACAAGUGCGGGAAAAGUUUUAGCCAUCAAGAGACUUUGACUCUGCAUUAUAGAAACCACCAGAGAUACUCCGCCAAUACUACAACCUCAGAACUGAAGGACAAGCAAUGCUUAAGAAGUAGCCUGAAACAUGUCCAUAAUGGCAGCCAAGGACGAGUCUUCCCGUGUUCUGUGUGCGGCAAAUCAUUCAACCAAAAACAUACCCUGAUUAACCAUCUGAGGAUCCACUCAGGAGAAAGGCCAUAUUCCUGCUCCGUCUGUGGUAAGAGCUUUAUUCAGAAGCAGCACCUGACAAAGCAUGUGCGUCUCCACACGGGGGAAAGACCCUAUUCCUGCCAGGAGUGUGGCAGAAGCUUCAGCCUGAAACACAACCUGACCACCCACCAGCGAAUCCACACAGGGGAGCGGCCAUAUGCCUGCAAACAGUGUGGUAAGAGGUUUAACCGUAGAGGCAUUUUACGAAGCCAUGAAAGGAUCCACCUUCAUGAGGCAGCACAGACUUCAUGCAAUACUGAGGACCUGACUGUGCUGCCGGACAGAGAAGAAAAUGCCCUGUAAUGGAGUUGUGAAGAUCAAUGGACAGGUACGGAAGGAGAGACCAGUGAGACGGUGGGGAAUACUUUUUAGACAUUUCCAGGAACAUGUCAGUGUCUUCAGAAAUGCAUUGGUUCUUCACUCCAGAGCUAGCUAGCUGCAAAAAUCAAGGAUGUUCCAAGAUAAAGACCUCCAUCGAUCCUGGAGAAUAUCUUGGAUAACGGCACAUCAAGAGCCUCAGUGUCCUGAGAUGUCAGGUUAGAACGGUACAACCUGGAGCAUGGACUCCAUGAUGAGGCAUACGAGUCACUUGUCACCACAAUUUUCUUAGAUCAGUUCUGGCAGGUGUAAUAGACAUGGACAACCUUCAUACAGAGUGAAGAGAUGGGGCAGUUGGAGAAUCUAUCGAGCAGAAAUCUGAAUAUUUGCUACGCUGCUGUACUUGAGCCUGGUGGCCAUGGUGGGGGUUCCUUUGUGUCUCCAGACAUCCGCCUCUGUAGUUGUUGUGUGUGAGGUGGAGUUGACCUCUGAGAUGUUCUGACUGUA